Molecule: messenger RNA, 1190 nt
Organism: Hydra vulgaris (swiftwater hydra)
Lineage: Eukaryota; Metazoa; Cnidaria; Hydrozoa; Anthoathecata; Hydridae
Product: hydroxyacyl-coenzyme A dehydrogenase, mitochondrial
Biological process (GO): fatty acid beta-oxidation
Cellular component (GO): mitochondrion
Molecular function (GO): NAD+ binding; (3S)-3-hydroxyacyl-CoA dehydrogenase (NAD+) activity
Source: RefSeq, a predicted model, not a curated record
CGCUUGUUGUUGUUUUCGGAACUCUCAGUGAAAACAAAUAUUAUUUUUUGUAAAAAGUCUCCGGGACGAAGAACUCAUCACCUUAACACACUGGAUUAAUAAUGAAACAUGCAAUAAAGAUACAAUGUUAUGCCAUGUUAUAAAUCACAUCACAAGUAUUUUUAAAGUUAAAUAAAUAUGUGGGCGAGCAAUUACUUUGGUAAAAAGUUAUUGUCAGCAACCUCAACACGUAUUAAAGUUUUCUCUUGUUAUCUUUCAAGCGUAGAGCCUGUAUUUGAAAAGGAAAUAGAUAAAGUAACAAUAGUAGGAGGUGGAACAAUGGGUGCUGGGAUUGCUGAUAUUGCUGCUCAAAGUGGUUUUAAAGUGACAAUAGUAGAUUCAGACGAAUCGACACAAAAAUGCAUGGUACAAAUAGUAAAAACAUUAAGUCUUUCGACUCAAAAAAGAUUUCCCAAUGAACCAAAAGGAGCAAAGAAAUAUAUAGAUAAUGUUUUAAAAAAUAUCCAAACAAACAGUCAUAUUGAAAAUGGAUGUUCAGAUGCUGAUCUGGUAAUUGAGAGCAUCAUUGAAAAUUUAAAUAUUAAAAAGGACAUUAUUCAAAAAAUUGAAACAGUAUUACCAAAAAACAGCAUUAUUGCUUCCAAUACUUCUUCUUUAACUUUAAGUGAGCUCUCUGAUCAUUUAAAUUAUCCUGAAAAUUUUGGUGGCUUGCACUUUUUCAAUCCUGUUUGGAAAAUGAAACUUGUUGAAGUUGGACGCUCAUCAAAAACAUCAGAACAAACUAUUAAAAGAUUGACCAAUUUUGCAGAAGAUUUAGGCAAAAAAGUAGUCACAUGCAAUGACAUAUCAGGUUUCAUUGUAAAUAGACUAUUGUUUCCAUAUCUUCUUGAAGCACUGAGGUUGUAUGAUCGUGGGCAUGCAUCUGUAGUGGAUAUUGAUACUGCCAUGAAACUUGGUGCUGGUUUUCCGUUGGGACCCUUUGAAGUUAUUGAUCGAAUUGGACUUGACAAUGUAAAAAUGAUUAUAGAUGGGUGGCAUUUUAAAGAACCCAAUAAUCCGAUAUUCUUUCCAAGUUUAACAUUAAACAAACUGGUGGAAGAGAAGAAAUUAGGGAAAAAAACAUUGCACGGGUUUUAUGAGUAUAAACAUAAAAUGUAUUGAGCUACAUUUAUUUUAUAAUGCAUGUCUUA